Molecule: messenger RNA, 948 nt
Organism: Erinaceus europaeus (western European hedgehog)
Lineage: Eukaryota; Metazoa; Chordata; Mammalia; Eulipotyphla; Erinaceidae
Gene: PARVA
Product: parvin alpha
Exons: 10
Coding region: 91-918 (275 amino acids)
Biological process (GO): establishment or maintenance of cell polarity; actin cytoskeleton organization; cilium assembly
Cellular component (GO): actin cytoskeleton; focal adhesion; cytoplasm
Molecular function (GO): actin binding
Source: RefSeq, a predicted model, not a curated record
UCUCCUGUGUCCCUCUCUCCCACUGCUGGUGAGCCGCGUUGUGACCCUGCCUCCCAUCCCGUUACAGUCUCCGAGCUCCAGGAGGAAGGCAUGAACGCCAUCAACCUGCCCCUCAGCCCCAUCCCCUUUGAGCUGGACCCCGAGGACACGAUGCUGGAGGAGAACGAGGUUCGAACCAUGGUGGACCCUAACUCGCGCAGUGACCCCAAACUUCAAGAGCUGAUGAAGGUAUUAAUUGAUUGGAUUAAUGAUGUUCUUGUUGGAGAAAGAAUCAUUGUGAAAGACCUGGCUGAGGAUUUAUAUGAUGGACAAGUCCUGCAGAAGCUUUUUGAGAAACUUGAGAGCGAGAAGCUGAAUGUUGCCGAGGUGACCCAGUCAGAGAUCGCUCAGAAGCAGAAGCUGCAGACAGUCCUGGAGAAGAUCAACGAGACUCUGAAACUCCCUCCCCGGAACAUCAAGUGGAAUGUGGACUCCGUUCAUGCCAAGAGCCUGGUAGCCAUCUUGCACCUGCUGGUUGCUCUGUCCCAGUAUUUCCGGGCACCCAUCCGACUCCCAGACCAUGUCUCUAUCCAAGUGGUUGUGGUCCAGAAACGAGAAGGAAUCCUCCAGUCUCGGCAAAUCCAAGAGGAGAUAACUGGUAACACAGAGGCUCUUUCCGGAAGGCAUGAACGUGAUGCCUUUGACACCUUGUUUGACCACGCACCAGACAAGCUCAACGUUGUGAAAAAGACACUCAUCACGUUCGUGAACAAGCACCUGAAUAAGCUGAAUCUGGAGGUGACGGAACUGGAGACCCAGUUUGCAGAUGGGGUGUACCUGGUGCUGCUCAUGGGGCUCCUGGAGGGUUACUUCGUGCCUCUGCAUAGCUUCUUCCUGACCCCAGACAGCUUUGAACAGAAGGUAAGGGGAGGUGGCUAGCCCAGGCGCCCAGACGCACCUGCCCACACC